This is a messenger RNA of Nicotiana attenuata, 2168 nucleotides long. RefSeq names its product protein PIN-LIKES 2-like. Gene Ontology annotation, biological process: endoplasmic reticulum to cytosol auxin transport. Lineage: Eukaryota; Viridiplantae; Streptophyta; Magnoliopsida; Solanales; Solanaceae. Gene Ontology annotation, cellular component: membrane. The coding region runs from base 534 to 1892 and encodes 452 amino acids. The record is from RefSeq and is a predicted model, not a curated record. The transcript has a single exon.
AGAUAAAUAAAUAAACGUGUCCACGUGAUCCCAAUUGGUUCAAUCAUACACUCAGGUGGUUUGAUAUUUGCUUUCAUUACUCUUCAUUUACUGUUAGGACAAGGCUUUCUCCUCCAGUGAAGAGGUUCCAUCUGCAACUGAGGAGCUGCUUCUUGAUAUUGCGUAAGACUAGUAUUUGCCGUCUUCCAUAUAUUUAACUUUCUUUUUGAUUUGGGGUACCUCAAUUUCUUGCUCCAUCAUUUUUUAGCAGUUUGACUUUUUUCCAAAGAAUCCUAUCUCAAGAUUCUUGGAGCUAAGCUGUACUUUAGGUACUACAAUCAUUUUAAUUAAGUAAACUUUAAGUUGUUACCUAAAAAAAAGCGAACCUGUAAUCUUUUGAGGUGGGGUUUUCUGGAUUUGUUAGAUCUGAAGGUCUUUCUGUUGCUCUGAAUAGUAGAAAUCCUUGAGACCCAUCUUGUAAAGUUUCAAUCUUGGCUAGUAUUUUGGGGUUUGAGGAAGGUUGUGGGAACUUUCCUUUGUGGUUUCAACUUAAAAUGGAACUCCCAAAUUCUGAAAAAGAGGCCAAUAUGUAUUACAGUAGCAAUUACCUAGUAUAUGCUGUUCUGCCGUUGUUGAAACUCUUAUGUCUAACUGUUAUUGGCCUAAUUCUUGCACAUCCAAGAUCCCAAUUAGUUCCUAAAGCUACUUUUAAGCUCCUUAGCAAGCUUGUCUUUGCUCUCUUCUUGCCUUGUACCAUAUUUAUUCACCUUGGUGAGACUAUUACUGUCCAGAAUUUUGCGCGCUGGUGGUUUAUACCAGUUAAUGUACUUUUAAGUACUGCGAUCGGUUGUCUAUUGGGGUACUUGGUGGCGAAAAUUUGCAGGCCACCUCCAGAGUACUUUAGAUUCACUAUCAUCGCGACUGCUUUUGGGAACACUGGCAAUUUGCCUCUUGCCAUUGUUGGAUCAGUGUGUCAUAGUGGUGACAAUCCCUUUGGUCCAGAUUGCUACACCACUGGUGUGUCCUAUGUGUCGUUUGCCCAAUGGGUGGCGGUGCUGCUCGUUUACACUCUUGUUUACCAUAUGAUGGAGCCCCCAUUGGAGUACUUUGAUGUUGUUGAUGAGGGUGGCGAGAUUCAGGAGCCAUUACCUAGUAAUGAUCUAAGUAGGCCACUUCUUGUGGAAGCUGAGUGGCCUGGUAUGGAGGAUAGAGAAACCGAGCAUUGCAAGACACCCUUUAUUGCACGGGUUUUUAACAGUGUCUCAAGCCUUUCAUAUAGUUCUAUUCCGGACCCUGAUAGUUUGGAGGAUGCGCCAGCACCGAGGAGUCCAAAAUCUAUUAGAUGUUUAGCGGAGCCCCGGAUGGUUAGAAGAAUAAGAAUUGUCGCUGAACAAACUCCAGUUCGCCAUGUUCUCCAGCCUCCAACGUUUGCUACAUUGUUGGCUUUUAUUGUUGGAAUGGUUCCGCCCAUUAAAUCUGUUGUUUAUGGUAACGAGGCUCCUCUUUCGUUCCUCACGGACAGUUUAGAAAUACUUGCUCAAGCUAUGGUGCCUUCAGUUAUGCUGAUUCUAGGAGGAAUGCUUGCUGAGGGUCCGAAUGAAUCUAGACUCGGGGUUCGAACCACUGUUGGCAUCACCAUUGCUAGACUUUUGGUCCUUCCUUUAGUCGGAACAGGAGUGGUCUAUUUUGCUGAUCAAAUGAACUUUUUAAUCCCUAACGAUCAGAUGUACCGGUUCGUGCUUUUGUUGCAGUACACCACACCAAGUGCCAUCUUGUUGGGAGCAGUUGCUAGCUUGAGAGGUUAUGCAGUCAGAGAAGCUUCAGCAAUGCUCUUCUGGCAACAUGUGUUUGCUCUCUUCUCUCUUUCUAUAUACAUUAUUAUCUACUUCAAGAUUCUGCUUUCGUAUGUCUGAGGUAUGUUUGAAACAUUCAUGUACUAUUCAUGUCAUUUUUAGCGUUUCUAUGUAAUAAGCGACGUGGCAUAGUCGUGGGCAUUUCAGUGUUUCUACUUGUUUCAGUGCAUUAUUUAAUCGACUAAUGUACUAAACUUGUAUGUCAAGGGUCUGAAAGGACCCCAUAGUUCUCCUAGUUCUGGUGUAAUUGAUUACCUAUGUCCACAAACAGUAUGUAAACAAACUACUAAUAUGUAGUGUUUGCCUUACCUUUUCUAAGUUCUGUUUGAAGCAUUA